Messenger RNA from Staurois parvus, 714 nucleotides. The record is from the annotation of a GenBank genome assembly. Lineage: Eukaryota; Metazoa; Chordata; Amphibia; Anura; Ranidae.
AUGUCACGACUUAUCACACAUGACAGGGUUCAUACUGGGGAGAAGCCAUAUCAGUGUUCCGAAUGCGACAAAGCUUUCACAACGAAGGUAAAUCUUAUCAGACACCAGAUGGUUCACGCAGGAGAGAAGCCAUUUCAGUGUUCUGAAUGUGAAAAAGCCUUUACACAGAAGUCAGAGCUUAUCAGGCACCAGAUGGUUCACAAUGAAGCAAAACCAUUUCAGUGUUCCGACUGUGACAACGCUUUCAAAACCAAGUCACGGCUUAUCAGACACCGGAGGGUCCACACCGGAGAGAAGCCAUAUCAGUGUCCUGAAUGUAACAAACCAUUUAGAGAGAAGUCAAACCUCAAUAUACACCAGAGGGUUCACACUGGAGAGAGGACCUAUCGGUGUUCUGAAUGUGACAAAGUUUUCACACGGAGGUCAAGCCUUGUCAAACACCAGAUGAUUCACACGAGAGAGAAACCAUUUCAGUGUUCCGAAUGCGGUAAAGCUUUUAUAGAGAUGUCCCAUCUUAUCAGACACGAGAAGCUUCACACCGGAGAGAAGCCGUUUCAGUGUUCCGGAUGUGACAAAGCUUUUAUACAGAAGACGCACCUCAUCAGUCACCUGAAGGUUCACAAAGGAAACAAAUCGUGUUCUGGAGUGGACAAUGCUUAUCAGACGCCAGAGGGUUCAAUGUCUUCAUCCUCAGAUACAUCGAAGAAGCUCUAG